Messenger RNA from Rhea pennata, 7892 nucleotides. It is a transcript of the gene SLC12A5, whose product is annotated as solute carrier family 12 member 5. Gene Ontology annotation, molecular function: potassium:chloride symporter activity. The record is from RefSeq and is a predicted model, not a curated record. The transcript is spliced from 27 exons. Gene Ontology annotation, cellular component: plasma membrane. NCBI's taxonomy places the organism in Eukaryota, Metazoa, Chordata, Aves, Rheiformes, Rheidae. Gene Ontology annotation, biological process: chloride transmembrane transport; chloride ion homeostasis; cell volume homeostasis. Bases 225 to 3428 code for a protein of 1067 amino acids.
UGUUCGCCCGUGCGUGGGUCGGCCUCACCUGCGGCGCCGGGGGUUUCACUUCCCGACUGGUCAGGAACGCCGCGUCUGGCGGAGGAGAUUGCAGAUGAUGAAUCACUGCCUCGCGCAGGAAAACUAGCUCCAAGGAUCCCAAACGUGAUGGCAAUCCCAAGGAGAGCAGCCCCUUCAUCAACAGCACAGACCUGGAGAAGGGCAAAGAGUACGACGGCAAGAACAUGGCCCUCUUUGAGGAGGAGAUGGACACCAGCCCGAUGGUCUCAUCCCUGCUGAGCGGACUGGCCAACUACACCAACCUGCCGCAGGGCAGCCGGGAGCACGAGGAGGCCGAGAACAAUGACGGUGGCAAGAAGAAGCCGGUGCAGGCUCCACGGAUGGGCACCUUCAUGGGCGUCUACCUGCCCUGCCUGCAGAACAUCUUCGGGGUGAUCCUGUUCCUGCGCCUCACCUGGGUUGUGGGAAUUGCCGGCAUCAUGGAGUCCUUCUGCAUGGUCUUCCUCUGCUGCUCCUGUACGAUGCUCACAGCCAUUUCCAUGAGUGCGAUUGCCACCAACGGUGUGGUGCCAGCGGGUGGCUCCUACUACAUGAUCUCGCGGUCCCUGGGGCCGGAGUUCGGCGGGGCUGUAGGGCUCUGCUUCUACCUGGGCACCACCUUUGCUGGCGCCAUGUACAUCCUGGGCACCAUCGAAAUCCUGCUGGCCUACAUCUUCCCAGCCAUGGCGAUCUUCAAGGCGGAGGAUGCCAGUGGGGAGGCAGCAGCGAUGCUCAACAACAUGCGUGUGUAUGGCACCUGCGUGCUCACCUGCAUGGCCACCGUGGUGUUUGUGGGAGUAAAGUACGUCAACAAGUUUGCCCUGGUCUUCCUGGGCUGUGUCAUCCUCUCCAUUCUGGCCAUCUACGCCGGUGUCAUUAAGUCGGCCUUCGACCCGCCAAGCUUCCCGAUCUGCCUCCUGGGCAACAGGACCCUGUCGCGCCACGGCUUCGACAUCUGCACCAAGCUGGUGGUGGAGGGCAACGAGACAGUGGGCUCCAAGCUCUGGGAGCUGUUCUGCACCUCCCGCUUCCUCAACGCCACCUGCGACGAGUACUUCAGCAUGAACAACGUGACUGAGAUCGAGGGCAUCCCUGGAGCUGCCAGCGGCCUCAUCCAAGAGAACCUCUGGAGCUCCUACCUGACCAAGGGCGUCAUCGUGGAGAAGCGGGGGCUGCCCUCCGUGAGCCCCCCCGACACCCCCGUGGACAUGGACCAGCCCUACGUCUUCAGCGACAUGACGUCCUACUUCACGCUGCUCGUCGGCAUCUACUUCCCCUCGGUCACAGGGAUCAUGGCUGGCUCCAACCGCUCGGGAGACCUGCGCGACGCACAGAAGUCCAUCCCCACGGGCACCAUCCUGGCCAUCGCCACCACCUCGGCUGUCUACAUCAGCUCCGUGGUUCUCUUCGGGGCGUGCAUCGAGGGGGUUGUCCUCCGAGACAAGUUCGGCGAGGCCGUGAACGGGAACCUGGUGGUUGGCACCCUGGCGUGGCCGUCCCCGUGGGUCAUCGUCAUCGGCUCCUUCUUCUCCACGUGCGGGGCCGGGCUGCAGAGCCUCACCGGAGCCCCCCGCCUGCUGCAAGCCAUCUCCAGGGACGGCAUCGUGCCCUUCCUCAGGGUCUUUGGCCACGGCAAAGCCAACGGGGAGCCGACGUGGGCGCUGCUGCUCACUGCCUGCAUCUGUGAGAUCGGGAUCCUGAUCGCGUCCCUGGACGAGGUGGCUCCUAUCCUGUCCAUGUUUUUCCUCAUGUGCUACAUGUUUGUCAACCUGGCGUGCGCGGUGCAGACCCUUCUCCGGACGCCCAACUGGCGGCCCCGCUUCCGCUACUACCACUGGACCCUCUCCUUCCUGGGCAUGAGCCUGUGCCUGGCACUGAUGUUCAUCUGCUCCUGGUACUACGCGCUGGUGGCCAUGCUCAUCGCCGGCCUCAUCUACAAGUACAUCGAGUAUCGCGGGGCGGAGAAGGAGUGGGGCGAUGGGAUCCGAGGGCUGUCGUUGAGCGCGGCCCGCUACGCACUGCUCCGACUGGAGGAGGGGCCCCCGCACACCAAGAACUGGAGGCCCCAGCUGCUGGUUCUGGUCCGCGCGGAUCAGGAGCAGAACGUGGUGCACCCACAGCUCCUGUCCUUCACUUCACAGCUCAAAGCCGGCAAGGGCCUCACCAUUGUGGCUUCUGUGCUGGAAGGCACCUUCCUGGACAACCACCCGCAGGCACAGCGGGCCGAGGAGUCCAUCCGCAGGCUGAUGGAAGCAGAGAAGGUGAAGGGCUUUUGCCAGGUGGUGAUCUCCUCCAACCUGCGGGACGGCAUGUCUCACCUCAUCCAGUCUAGUGGGCUGGGCGGGCUGCAGCACAACACGGUACUCGUGGGCUGGCCCCGCAGCUGGCGCCAGAAGGAGGAUCACCAGACCUGGAGGAACUUCAUCGAGCUGGUGCGGGAGACCACGGCCGGGCACCUGGCACUGCUGGUGGCCAAGAACGUCGCUAUGUUCCCAGGCAACCAGGAGCGCUUCUCCGAGGGGCACAUUGAUGUCUGGUGGAUCGUCCAUGAUGGGGGGAUGCUCAUGCUGCUGCCCUUCCUCCUGCGGCACCACAAGGUCUGGCGCAAGUGCAAGAUGCGCAUCUUCACAGUGGCGCAGAUGGACGACAACAGCAUCCAGAUGAAGAAGGACCUGACAACAUUCCUGUACCAUCUGCGCAUCACCGCAGAGGUGGAGGUGGUGGAGAUGCACGAGAGCGACAUCUCCGCCUACACCUACGAGAAGACCUUGGUGAUGGAGCAGCGCUCCCAGAUCCUCAAGCAAAUGCACCUCACCAAGAAUGAGCGGGAGCGGGAGAUCCAGAGCAUCACGGACGAAUCCCGUGGCUCCAUCCGGCGCAAGAACCCAGCCAACACACGCCUGCGCCUGAGCGUCCCUGAGGAGCAGGUUGGGGAUGGCGAGGAGAAGCCGGAGGAGGAAGUCCAGCUCAUCCACGACAAAAAUGCCACCACCUUCUCCAGCAGCCCCCAGUCCCCCGGUGAUGAGGGCGAGACGGCCCCGGAGAAGGUGCAUCUCACCUGGACCAAGGAGAAGUCAGUCGCCGAGAAGAACAAGAGCAAGAGCCCCGUCAGCCCUGAGGGCAUCAAGGACUUCUUCAACAUGAAGCCCGAGUGGGAGAACCUGAACCAGUCCAACGUGCGGAGGAUGCACACGGCCGUGAAGCUUAACGAGGUGAUCGUGAAGAAGUCCCAGGACGCCAAGCUGGUCCUGCUCAACAUGCCGGGGCCUCCCCGCAACCGCAAGGGGGAUGAGAACUACAUGGAGUUCCUGGAGGUGCUGACGGAGCACCUGGACCGCGUGCUGCUGGUGCGCGGUGGGGGCCGGGAAGUCAUCACCAUCUACUCCUGAGACACAGCGCGCCAGAGAGCACCAGAUCUUCCGGGAGCAUCCAGCACCAGAGCAGCUGUUCCUCAUUGCAACAUCACAGCACUGCUGUCCUUGUUUAUAUAUAAAUAUAUACAGUGUACCGUGGACUGGGCACCGGAGCCAGCGCUGCCACGCUGCCCGGCCGUGGCAGGGCUGCACCCGCCGGGAGCCCAGGCGCUGCCUCCCGUGCGGACGGGCACCCGGGCCGCUCCGCUCUGCUCCGCUCGACUUGGCUCAGCUCGGCUCUGCCCGCCACCUCCGCGCCUUUGCGCCCUGUGCCCUCCUCCUGCUGCGCCCUGCCUCCCGCGGAGGUGCUGGGAGAAGAGAGAGGCCACCAGCAUGCUUUCCUCGCCAGAUGCUCCUCUCCCCACCUCGGCAGCGCCCGGCCCGCGGAGGGCUCUGGGGCCGCGUCGCUCGCCAGGACUGCUGCCCGCGCGGGCCGUGCUCGCCAAGACGCCGGUUUGCAGGGGCAGAGGGGGCGGGAUGCCGGAGGGCCGCGGCAGCUCCCCGUCCCCCUCCCCGCUGACUCUGGGCUUGCUCGGCCCUGCUGCGCUCCCUGCUCGGAGCUGGGGUGUCUGGACCGGAGCAGGAUCCCCCCCCACCCCAUGACGUGCAGUGCAAGUCUGAGCCUCUUCCUGGGUGCUGGGAGCCGCACGGGUGCCGCCCUGGCACCGCGGCUUGCAAAGUCUCCCCCCCCCCCCGCCGCAAUGCAAGCCACCCGAGCAACUCCUGCCCACCUCCUGCGCCCCGCGGGCGCUGGGUCUCCCCACACCUGGCCCCAUGCGUGCAUCCGCCGCUGAGCCCCGCUGUGCUGGUCAGCCCACCACCUCGCUGCUUGCCCAGCCCAGGCGCUCACUGGCACUGCCGAGGGGCGGCUGGGACAGGCCGGCCGCGCGGGCAGUUUGGACGUACGCAAAUUCCCGCUGGCCGGUCUCACACCCCGGCCGCGACUGCUCGGGUCCGCACGGUGCCGCGCGGCAGUGUUGAGCCCCCUCCGCAGUCGGGCAGCACCAGGCUGGCCGAGGCGGCCACAGCCUGUCCUGCUCCGCGCCGUCGGCGGGUGCCACGGCGGCGCAGAGCACUCGCAUGCACGUCCCACCAUGGGCAGUGGCUGCAACCCCCCCCCCCCCCCCGGCAUCUCUCAUGUUAGAGAAACUGAGGAGCUUUUAACAAAUGUGAAGGGUUCUAGGAACCUCGCAGGAAGCGGUGCUGAGGGCAGCCAGGGCGCCCCCGGCCCCGGCCCCGGCCCCCUGUACAUAGUGUACAUAAUACAGUAUGUGUAUUUUUAAAGUGAUCAUAUUUAUGUUAAUAGAACCAGAUGAAGUCUAUAUAUAGAGAUCUAUAUCUAUACUGAGAGAUGCAGGGCUUUGCUAGCAGCCGGCGGUGGGAUGCAAGGGGAGACAGGCGGCUCCUCCGCAUGGAGGGUGCCCAUCCGUGGCCCUCCGGCGCGGAGCCGUGGCCACGGCUGCAGCCUUCCCGGCCACCAGUAGCCCUGGGGAAGGGCCAGGUUGCUGGUUCAUUCUCUUCUCAAUUUAGCUUCUUAAGAGUUUUCAGGGAAAAGAAGAUACAGACUUUCUGAACUUGUUUCACAGCAGAUUUGAGCUUCCACUCGAAGUGCAGCCUGCUAAGAGUUGCCCUCUCCUGGCAGCUCUGGCUCCUGCGCGCCACGGCAAGGCUGACCUGACAGAGCCCGGCCACACUGCCGGGGCGCUCGCUCCUCCCGCUGCCUCCCCAAACCGCCUCCCCAGGCCGCUCCUUGCUCCCGAGGGCCGGCACACAGGGUGCUGGCACUGGUGCAGCCCCAUGGGGAGCUGGCAGCAGCUGGCGCCUGUCCCUGCAGCCCUUGCUGGGCUGCUUUGCUGGGAGAGGGCUUCAGCAUCCAGCCCCUUGCUUGCCCACCCUUCUGCAAGCUAAGGCCAUCCACAGCCCUCUGCCCCUGUGCAGGACAACACUGACCCCCAUGCUCACGCCACACUCCUCCGCACCUCCAGUGCCCGCCAAAGCUGCAUGGGUAAAAGGCAGCAGGUUUGGAGGAGGAAGAUUGUUUCUUGCUUUAAGAUACUACUCGGACCCACUCCGAGACCGUACAAAGCCCCAGCUGCACAUCUGUGCCUGCUUGUACCUUUCUCCCACGUUUCCAAACGUUCCCAAAGUGCCUCCAUUCUCUCCAGCAGCAGCCCUAACCAGAGCCAGGCUUUCUGCCACGGCAGCUCAGCUAUCUCCAGGGAUGCAUCAGCCUGCACCGCAGCCUGGCGCGGGAGACGGUCCCGAGGGACUGGUCUCUUUCUGGCAGGGAGCUCAGCGUUAACCAGAGGGGAAUGUCAAGGUGAGCUGAGACAGUUUCAGCACAGGCACGCUGGGCUGAUUAAUGGAGCAGAUGGACAGAGCAGUGCUCUCCGGUCAUGCCUCAGCCACUUGGAAGCUGUUAAAAGAACAGGCAAGUCCUUUGGCUUUGGGCAAAGGUAGCCCCGCAGGAGCCAGGCUUUGCCAGUAUCCAGCUGCUCUGCCCCUUGCACCUGGUCCUCCAUCACCACCCCCCCGCCCCCCACGCUCAUACACUGUUUGCAGCCUCCCAAAGUUAUUUGUGAAGCACUGCUGAAGGAAUGGGGGAGGCAUGCACACUAAACUGCCCACUCACCUCAUGCGCUGGCAUCGUGUUUGUUUGGCCUAGGAUGCCUGCCAACCGCUCUGCCUCUUCAAAAGAUGCCAUCCACUCCCUGCAGCCACCCUUUAAUUACAACUCGGCUAUUGCCUUGCCGUUCCUCUGAUCCUGCAGCUGUGGAAGGCUGCCCUUUAGGCAGCAAGCCCGAGCCCCUUCUCCCCUGCUGCAAGGAGCAGAUCGGCACCGAGAGCCUGACUGCAGAAGCAAGUGACCCAAAGCAGCUAGUGGCCUGCCUCUGCUGAGACAGUAUCCAUCCUAGCCAGUGUCAGAGCGGGGCAAAAAGCUCUUCCUUUAACAUGUACCAGUUACCAGGGGACAAAACCAUCUACCUAGCAGUGGUGAGACACCGGUCCAGAGUCUGCUCCUCUGCUGAGAUAGGUCUGCUUCACCAAUUCCCCAGUAGCAGCAAGCCAGAUCCCAUUUCUCCUCAGCACCGUUUCAACCUUCUACGAUAAAGCACUCCCCUUCCUCAUCCUCCAGCAGGAGCAGGGGUACAGCUCUAGGCAUGGACAGGGCUGCCAGGCAAAUUUGGCUGUAGCAAGAAGGGUGCUGGUUUCCACAGCAAGUUCUCAACUGCCUUUGGUCUGGAGAGCGCCACUUUUAGCAGACAGCACUGCAUGUUUAGUUUACAAACCCAGCCCUGCCCCUGCACGUUUGGCCUCUGUUGAGUGUUUGGUUUCCCUGUGGAGCACCCUUCUGCUGUUCCACCUUGGUAAAGACAGUGUCCUCCUGUGAUAGAAAUGCAAGUUCCUUUUCAGCACAUGUGCAGACACGUUAAGGUUUUUGUUUCAGACGGGAAGGUCUUGACCUCCAAAGUUUGUUUUCCAGGCAAAGCUGCUGCCAGGAGCAGCACUGAGUAAUGUUAACCACCAGAAAGGUGGAAUAGCAGCAUGACCCUGCACCAGCCAGAAAGCACGCACAGCCACAACCACAUUUGCUGAGCAUGCUAGCACUGGGCAGGCAAUCACACACACACCAGUACCUAUCAGGCGAGAAGUUGAAAGGGGAGCUGCUCUAUUCCUCCUUUCAACUGGACAGUUACAAGCCUCCACACUGAACAACAGCCGGCUUCAUUUCCACUGCAGCCACUAUGCGGUACAGGUAACAAACCACGACAUAGCACUUGCAGGAGACACAGGCAGAGUCCAGACUGGGUCAGUGUUGUUUGGCGGCUAGAACUAGAGGAAGGACUAGAUACUGUACGAGGCUUACGAGUUGCACUAGACGAGUCAAGACCCUCCUCUGUAUAGCAGGACUAAUAAUUAGCAGAAAGACCAACAGGUCUGAGAUUUGCUGGUUACAACAACACUCUGUGUGCUACAUGUGCAAUAUAUUUGUUAUGAAUGUUAUCACAAAGUCAAUUCAUUCACUAAUCUUUCAAUCACUGUAGCUAGAUGUUCUACGUCCAUUCAAGUGACUUUUACUCGAGUGCAAUAUUUCAAUAGACAUGUAGUGACCUAGUAUGCUUUGUGUUUUAGAGAAUCUGUGUGCAGAGCAAUGCAAUUAAGUUUAAAACCUUGUAAAUAAAACAGGUUGCAAACCAAAAAAAAAAAAAAAAAAAAAAAAAAAGAGUAUUAGGCUUGCAUUUAAUUUUUGUGAGUGUUUCAGUAUUGUGCAUUAGGCCGCCUCAAUACAAACCCUGUGUUCUCUGUGCAGGUAUUAAUGGAGGAGUGGCUCCUCAGUUGUUGAAUGCUCCCUGUUAAUGCUUUAUUGCUUUAACUGUAUUAUUUUUUUUAGACUCCUGUCUGCACAAAAUGCAAUAAAUGAUUUUAUUACACCCUUUA